Molecule: messenger RNA, 1737 nt
Organism: Syzygium oleosum
Lineage: Eukaryota; Viridiplantae; Streptophyta; Magnoliopsida; Myrtales; Myrtaceae
Product: fructose-1,6-bisphosphatase, chloroplastic
Exons: 3
Coding region: 272-1483 (403 amino acids)
Biological process (GO): gluconeogenesis; fructose 6-phosphate metabolic process; fructose 1,6-bisphosphate metabolic process
Cellular component (GO): cytoplasm; cytosol
Molecular function (GO): fructose 1,6-bisphosphate 1-phosphatase activity
Source: RefSeq, a predicted model, not a curated record
UGCCAAGAUAAUCUGCAGCACUUGCUUGCUUGCUGCUGCUGCUGACCGUCGCCUGGGCCACCGACAGUCUGCCGCCACCACCACCAGAAACUCUCCAUUUAUCCAUUUUGCGAAUAGAAUCAUCUCCAUCUCAACUUUAAACCAAGUACAAUCUUCUCCUUCGUCUAUCGAAACUCCGAAAGAAAGAGUGUUCUUGUACUUCCCAUGUAGCCACCACAUCGAGGAUCUUGAUUUGACCCUUCAUUUAUUCUCAGUCCUCGAGACUAUUACUAUGCGAUUAUCCUCGACCCUCGAAUACCCAUUUCCAUCGACCUCUCCAAAGUCCCUCCUUUUCAUUCCCAAGACCCAGAAUUUUCGUACACUGCCAAACUUUCCUCCAAGAAACGGGCUUUGCGCCCCGAAAAUGGCUUCUUUUCCUGGGUUGUCAGUGAGGUGCCGCGUGGCCGGAGGUGCAACGGAGAGCCGUAAUGAAUACCGCACAUUGGUAGAGUUCUUGGGUAAGGCGGGGAUUGGUGUGGGAGAUGAUGUGGUGCUGCUGUUUGAUCACAUACAGUAUGCUUGCAAGAGGGUUGCUUCUCUUGUGGCUUCUCCUUUCAAUUCCAGCUUGGGAAAGCAAGCAAGUCUUGUUGGUGGGGUGGGGGGUGAAUCAGGCAGAGAUGCCCCAAAGCCUCUGGACAUCGUCUCUAAUGAAAUUAUCUUGUCGUCUCUAAAGAAUUCUGGAAAAGUUGCUGUCAUGGCUUCAGAAGAAGAUGAUACUCCAGUUUGGAUAGCUGAUGAUGGCCCAUUUGUUGUGGUAACGGAUCCCUUAGAUGGUUCUAGGAACAUUGACGCAUCCAUUCCCACAGGAUCAAUUUUCGGCAUAUAUAAUCGGCUCGUGGAACUUGAUCAUUUACCUAUAGAUGAGAAGGCUCAGCUGAACUCACUGCAGAGUGGAACCAGGCUUGUAGCUUCUGCUUAUGUUCUCUAUUCUUCAGCCACGAUUCUCUGUGCUACCUUUGGUUCCGGAACACAUGCUUUUACUCUGGAUCAGUCUACAGGAGACUUCAUUCUAACUCAUCCAAAUAUUAAAAUUCCUCCUAGAGGGCAAAUUUAUUCUGUAAAUGAUGCAAGAUAUUUUGAUUGGCCGGAUGGUUUAAGGCGGUAUAUCGACACUGUUAGGCAAGGGAAAGGAAGAUACCCCAAGAAAUAUUCAGCACGUUAUAUAUGCUCUCUGGUGGCUGAUUUUCAUCGCACUCUGCUGUAUGGUGGCGUGGCAAUGAAUCCUAGAGACCACCUCCGUUUGGUGUAUGAGGCAAAUCCUUUAAGUUUUCUUGUAGAGCAGGCGGGUGGCAAGGGCUCCGACGGCAAAAGUAGGAUUCUUUCUAUUCAACCUGUGAAGCUGCAUCAAAGGUUGCCACUGUUUUUGGGCAGUCCGGAGGACAUUGAAGAAUUGGAGAGCUACGAAGAUGUUCAGCAAAAAGUAAAUCCUGGAUAUGAAGUUUAGGUAACCCAGUUGUGUUGACCUGAUGGGUUUCCUGAUUAUGGUACUCUACCUGUUACAGUUUUGGGAUCGAGUCACUCAAUAUGUAUUUUUUUUUUUGGUUGAAACUCAAUAUGUACUAUACUAAAUAUAAAUCAGCAAUUCCUGUAUAAUGCAUGCCAAAUUAGGACCAACUUUUUGUGCAAUGUUAAACGAUAGGGCAAUUAAAUCGAUUUUCUCUUGAGCUUUAUCAGAUGAUACGUGAUUGAGGAUUGGCA